Molecule: messenger RNA, 912 nt
Organism: Hyposmocoma kahamanoa
Lineage: Eukaryota; Metazoa; Arthropoda; Insecta; Lepidoptera; Cosmopterigidae
Product: microtubule-associated protein futsch-like
Exons: 5
Coding region: 22-912 (296 amino acids)
Biological process (GO): dendrite development; microtubule cytoskeleton organization; regulation of microtubule depolymerization
Cellular component (GO): cytosol; neuronal cell body; synapse
Molecular function (GO): microtubule binding; actin binding
Source: RefSeq, a predicted model, not a curated record
GCGCCGGCGCCGCCGUCGGCGAUGGAUCACGACGAUGAGCGUUCGCUCUCUCUGGGCACGGAGCUGUCGGCCUCCGUCCCGCCCCCGAGUCCUCUCACUGGAUGUUACCUUCUCGCCGUCAUCGGCGAGCCCCAUACGCAUGAACAUAAGGAGAUUAUACUGCAGCGACUUGUCAAAGGGCUGCUAUCAUGGGACAGCAACGAGCACCAGGUCGAUCUGGAAAAGGAGCUGGCCACCCUCACGGCGCAGGCACCCGAGGGGGAGGAGGCCAGAUGUGGAGAAAGAUUGAUUCAGUUCGCAUCAGAAAAUCUGGUGACAGAGAUUCUGAUCCACCCUCAGAUGAACACGCUGAUGCAGUGCAUGCGAAAUCUGCUCAGCUCAUUUACUAGACACCGGCACCUUGUGCACGCAGGAUAUACUUUUGCGGGAAAUGGCUCCUGGAUAAUGCAGGAUGGUACAUUUUCCCUAUCUGACUUUACGGACGCGUACCAAGAGAAUGAGGUCCAACGCGUCAUUCGGGCUUACGAGAACUCCAUUUCCAUCGACAUCCACUGCUCGACCAGCGGCGGUGGCGAGUGGGCCAAGUUGCCCGACAUGCCCUUUGUCAAGCAGUGCAAGAUUAGGGUCAACCCUACUGAUAUUUUGGACUCCGGCUCGCAGACCAUCAAGGACUUUAUCUCUUACCUAGAGCCGUACAUCGUGCCCGCCAGCCUGGAGCAACUCCUGGUGUCGAGCGAUGUGGUCGGCAAUAUCCGUUUUAGCCACCCCACGCUCUACGUGUUCCCGGGAGGCCAGGGCGACGCGGCACUUUUCGGCAUUAACGGAUUUAACAUGCUUGGUAAGUGUGAAUUUUUUUAUUUCCAAAAAAUGCUGGGUCAAAUCGUCCAUUUACGACCUCGGUGGCCUCGAUAG